AUGGGCGACGCACCACCAGAAAGCAUCAUAACUCCCGCAUACGUCGUCCACCGGCCCCAGCAGGACUUUACUUUGGAAGACAUCGUCCUCAGCCCACCCUUCGACAAUGAGAUCCUGAUUGAGAUGAAGUACAGCGGAAUCUGCCACACAGACAUCGCCUGCCAACAAGGCGAGUUCGGCGCUGGCAACCUUCCCGCGGUCUUUGGCCACGAGGGCGCUGGAUACAUUCGAUCUAUCAGCACUGCGGUGGCACAACGUCGAGGUCUGGCGAUUGGUGACUUUGUUUUGCUAUCCUUGAGUUUCUGCGAAAAGUGUAGAUACUGCGAAAGGGGAUAUCCAGCGGACUGCGAUGAGGGGCGACAUUUGAGGUUUUCAGGCUUGCGCGAGGAUGGGACUACAUCGGCUCAGAUACUUCGGAGUUCUCAGCCUGUUCAUAUGCGGUUCUUUGGACAGUCAAGCUUUUCGAAGUUCAGCCUGGUGCAUGAGACUUGUGUAGUCAAGCAUGACUAUCCGUCAGAAGAUGCUUCUAUAUUCGCAGCGAUGGGUUGUGGAUUCCAAUCCGGCAUCGGCACAGUCUUGAACGUCCUCAUCCCACCUUCCGACAGCUCCAUCGUCAUCUUUGGUCUCGGCACAGUCGGCCUCACAGCACUGAUGGGAGCAAAAUAUCUCAACGUGAAUCAAAUCAUCGCCGUGGACCUACUCGACACCAGGCUGUCGAUGGCAAAGGAACUCGGAGCAUCAGUAGCCUUCAACUCUCGAGACACCGACAUUGUGACUAGGAUCAUGGAUCUGACGGAUGGCUGCGGUGUCGAUUUCGCCAUUGACUGCACGGGAGCACCAAAGGUCAUCGAACCCAUGCUCGACUGUCUGGCCGUGCAAGGGACUGCAGUCACUGUCGGCGUACCACCCGCCGACGCCAAGAUUAGGAUCAGCCCCAUGCGGUUUCUCGCUGGAAGUCGAAGAUAUCUAGGUUGUCGAGAGGGAGAUUCUGUGCCUGCGCAGUUCAUUCCGAAGCUGAUGGAGCUGCAAAGACAAGGGCACUUUCCUGUUGAGAAGUUGGUGAAGGUGUACAAGUAUAGAGAUUUGGCACAAGCUCUGGACGAUAUGCGGAAUGGGUCGGUGGUAAAACCAGUGAUACAAUGGUCAUGA
Molecule: messenger RNA, 1149 nt
Organism: Zasmidium cellare ATCC 36951
Lineage: Eukaryota; Fungi; Ascomycota; Dothideomycetes; Mycosphaerellales; Mycosphaerellaceae
Exons: 2
Coding region: 1-1149 (382 amino acids)
Molecular function (GO): oxidoreductase activity
Source: RefSeq, a predicted model, not a curated record